Molecule: messenger RNA, 1254 nt
Organism: Solanum dulcamara
Lineage: Eukaryota; Viridiplantae; Streptophyta; Magnoliopsida; Solanales; Solanaceae
Product: probable serine/threonine-protein kinase WNK11
Biological process (GO): intracellular signal transduction; protein phosphorylation
Cellular component (GO): cytoplasm
Molecular function (GO): ATP binding; protein serine/threonine kinase activity
Source: RefSeq, a predicted model, not a curated record
GUUCCGUUUCGUUACUUUGUUCUCAGAAAAAAAAAAGCAAAACGAGUUUGCUUUUUUGCUUCUGAGUUCAUUGAAGAAGAAGACAAAUUCCCGUAACGUUCGCAUUACAUGGUGCAGAGCGUGAGCGUGGAUCCGGAUCGAGAAUCGGAGCCGUUCGUUGAACUGGAUCCGACAGGGAGAUACGGGCGGUACGACGAGCUUUUGGGUUAUGGAGCAGUGAAGAAAGUGUACAGAGCGUUUGAUCAGGAAGAAGGGAUUGAAGUAGCUUGGAAUCAAGUGAAAUUGCGGUAUUUCAUGGACGAUCAGCCGGUGAUUGGCCGGCUGUAUUCGGAGGUCCGGCUAUUGAAAACCUUAAAGCAUAAGAACAUAAUUGCAUUGUACUCUGUUUGGAGGGAUGAAAAUCGUAACACGUUGAAUUUCAUAACGGAGGUUUGUACCUCGGGGAAUUUGAGAGAGUAUAGGAAUAAACACAAACACGUAUCGAUGAAGGCAGUGAAGAAGUGGUCUAAGCAGAUUCUUAAGGGAUUGAAUUAUUUGCAUACACAUGAACCUUGUGUUAUUCAUAGGGAUCUCAAUUGCAGUAAUGUCUUCAUUAAUGGCAAUAUUGGUCAGGUUAAGAUUGGUGAUUUGGGUUUUGCAACGAUAGUAGGGAAGAGUCAUUCAGCACAUUCAGUUCUUGGAACCCCGGAGUUCAUGGCACCGGAGUUGUAUGAUGAGGAUUAUACUGAGCUGAUUGAUAUCUACUCAUUCGGGAUGUGUGUUUUAGAGAUGGUGACUUUGGAACUACCAUAUAGCGAGUGUGAUAAUGUGGUGAAGAUAUACAAGAAGGUGAUAUCCGGAGUGAGGCCUAAGGCCAUGGACAAGGUUAAAGAUCCCGAGGUCAAGAAGUUCAUUGAGAAGUGCCUUGCUCAGCCUAGGGUUAGACCUUCUGCAUCUGAUCUCCUUCAAGACCCUUUCUUUGAAGAUAUUAAUGAUGAUGAUGACGAAAAUGGCGACGAAGAGUAUAGUAACAACUAUUGGCAGGCCUAGAUCAGCUAUUGCUAUUAUUUGCUAGUAUUAGUUAGUUGUAUUAGCUUUUGGUGUGUGGAGUUUUGGUGCUGAUUUGUGGCUUAUACUCUUUUUUCCUCCAAAAAGAAGAAAAGAAAAUGGUUUUACUUUAUAUGAUAACUACUGCAAAAGAAAAACAAUAGAAAGAGUGGAUUUUGGUUAAGUAAUUUGUACAUACAUUUGUUAUACUAUUGGAAGAUUGAAAGU